UCCAGCAGGUGAAGACAAAACACUCAGGAACUCAGAGACUCGCGCUUCGUCUGAUUUGACCUCCUCUGUAGCUCCGCGGCCACCGUAGACCGGAAGUGAGUGUCACCAUGGUGCUGGAGAAGAAAGCUUCCGCUCGUGUGGAGGCCGGUCAGCGGCGUGUGUUGGAUGAAGCCACCAGACAGAGGAGACUGACCAGACAGCUGGAAGCUCUGGAGAAAGACAACUUCCAGGACGACCCUCUGUCCUCCCUGCCUCCCCCAGGUCCUACUGCCCGCCUGCCCGCCUUCAGUGAGACCGAAGAACCAGAGAAGAAGAGGAGGAAGACGAGGGGCGACCACUUCAAGCAGCGUUUCAGGAAGAACUUCACGACGCUGCUGGAGGAGGAGAACCUGUCGGAGCGGCCGGAGCCCAACUACCUGUCAGCGGAGGCCCCGCCCUCCUCUCUUCCCCCCCGACACUUCUGCUGCGUCUGUGGCUUCCCCUCCCACUACACCUGCACCACCUGUGGGGGGCGCUACUGCAGCAGCAGGUGUCUGUGCACACACAGGGAGACCAGGUGUCUGAAGUGGACGCUCUAAAGGCCGCCUCGUCACCGUGGUGAUGGUGAUGAUGAUGAUGAUGAAGGUGCUGCCUGAUCUCUGAGGUGUACAGACAGACAGUUAGCUUAGCUUAGCAUAAAGACUGGAAACAGAUGGAAACAGCUAGCCUGGCUCCGUAUCUGAUGUGUUCAUCAGUCCGGUGAAAGGAUGAGGAGCUAAGAUGCUAACGUGAGCUGCUUUAUUUUGUACGUGCACAUCUGUCAGCCAGAUGUUGAACCGUGUUUGUAAAUAAUGAAUAGAGUUGAUCUGGUUUCAUCUUUUAUUAAAGAAAAAUCAACUUUA
Sebastes umbrosus (honeycomb rockfish) is the source of this 881-nucleotide messenger RNA. It is a transcript of the gene znhit1, whose product is annotated as zinc finger, HIT-type containing 1. The transcript has 6 exons. Gene Ontology annotation, biological process: chromatin remodeling. The record is from RefSeq and is a predicted model, not a curated record. NCBI's taxonomy places the organism in Eukaryota, Metazoa, Chordata, Actinopteri, Perciformes, Sebastidae. Bases 108 to 578 code for a protein of 156 amino acids. Gene Ontology annotation, cellular component: Swr1 complex. Gene Ontology annotation, molecular function: nucleosome binding.